AGCGCCCCCUGCUGGUUAUUCGCCACCUGACGCUGAUCCAAACAGAUCCUCCCUCCAUGUUCACCUGGAAAUUUUCGUAGGAAAUGAAGCCAAGCAGCCUCACACUGUUCACAACAACCAUUCUCCUUUGCCUCAGCAUGGCACAUCCUAGAAUAAAGAGAAAAAGAGUAACACCAAAACCUGGGUACUGCCCAGAGUUUUUUCUUAACUGCCCGUUUGAACGGUUACCCGUAUGCAAGCGUGAUAAAGGGUGCAAGGGCAUCAAAAAGUGCUGUUUCUACUACUGUCAGAUGCGCUGUGUGGAGCCUUGGACAAACAUGAUUUGAAGUGGAAACCCUUUCUUAGUCAAGCCUGAGAAGAUACAGUGCCACUGGCUUCAACUUAGAUGGCUGAUCUUGAGUUCCUCGGUCUCAUAGGCCCCUUUUAUUAGUGAGUUAAAUGCUAAUUAACAUUAGAGCAAAAUAAAGAAAUAAAUCCCUA
Messenger RNA from Myodes glareolus (Bank vole), 480 nucleotides. Its product is annotated as WAP four-disulfide core domain protein 15A-like. Gene Ontology annotation, cellular component: extracellular region. Lineage: Eukaryota; Metazoa; Chordata; Mammalia; Rodentia; Cricetidae. The record is from RefSeq and is a predicted model, not a curated record. Gene Ontology annotation, molecular function: peptidase inhibitor activity.